CUGCUUGACAUUUGAGUUUUGUUUACAAAUGGAGGUUUCACUGAACUGAUAACUAUACGGAUUGUUGGACUAUUUUCUAAGUGACUACUGCAGUUAAGCCGGGUCUCAACAUUAGGAGUAAAACAAUGAGUGGUCAAAGCCAUGAUUCAUCUGGUGAAGCUGCAAGUAGGAAUAGUCCUCCCAUGCUUCCCCCGGAAUCACCUGGAAGUUCUGUGUCCUCCCGAAUGCAGGAAGAGUAUUCAGAACUUUUAAAGUAUGCAGUUGGAAUGCCACCACUAGAUCUGAAAGGGCUAGGCAAUCCUGAAAAGGAGGGUGUGUUCCAGCCAAUCAACUCCCACAGGUCGGGUGGGUCAAACAGGUCGGGUGGGUCAAACAGGUCAGGUGUGUCUAGCUCCAGACAAACACCUGUAUACCAUCAACAAGGGGAAACUGUUAAUGAUGCUAACACAAACUCAAUUUAUCCAACACAUUAUACCAGCAAAGAUGAAAGUACAGACAGUGAACAAAGCUUUCAUUUAUUUACAGAGACAGACAAAAACGACAAUAAAUUAAAAAAGAAAAAAGGACUUACCAAGACAUCAAAACAUAAACAUGGGUCCAUAGUGGGUACUGCUGUACUAGAUAUGUCUUGUAAACUUGAUGGUUGGCUGGCAAAGCUCAAGACUGAGAUACUGGAAGAGAUGGGUAAAUCAACAACACAAGCAGCUGACUGUGUCACUAAGCUUCACUACAGAGAGAGACAGGAGUUGAUGGAAGAGAAAGAAAGGCUUUGCAGGGAGGUAACCAAGCUGGGUGAGCUGGUCAGCACAUGUGAACAGAGCAUGUGUAGGAAGGACACGCUGAUAGAGAACUUGACCCAGGCGCUGGCCAAAGAGAAAGAGAAAGUGACCAAAGCUCAGGCGUUUUUUGCUUGCAAGGCUCAGGUCGUUGACACCAAGAGAGAGAAGUUUACUGAAAGGGUGGCCCAAAAUUUCCACAAUCACAUGCUGAUGCAGAAAGUGUUUAAGGCCUGGUUUGGCACUGUACAAUGUCGGUGGCGCAAGAGGGUUGAGAGGCUGUGUGAGGUCAAGGCACAGAGUAUUUGUACACAGUUGAGCACGGACUACGAGUGCAAGAUUCAAUCAUUAAACAGCCACAUUGCUGAGCUUGAGGAAAAGAUGAGGAUCUUACAGUGUGAGAGGGAGCAGUACAGUCAGCAAGUGAAGAAAGCUUUCAUGAGAGGAGUGUGUGCCCUCAACAUGGAGGCCAUGUCAGCAUUUGGGGCAGAAGAUACGCAAGAUGCUUCGUACAGCAACAACAAUGUGAAUAUCAACAACAACCUCGAGUCAAGUAUACCACAGAAAGACGAGCAUUCAUCCAAAUCCCUGCCGCCAGAUUUGACUGUGACAGCAGUUCCAGACCUGUACAUUACUGGGUAUCAGCCACAUUCCAUGCCAGCCACUAGCAGUUCUUGCAACACUCAAAAGGUGAAGACUACAAAAUCCAGACCAUCAACUGCUCCCAAUUCUCGAACAGGAACUAAAAGUUUAGGUCUCCAGAACCAAGGAGUGACCUUGGCCCCUCCGAUGGCCUCCAUUGUAGUGGAAAGACAUGACCCAAUUACUAAACAAACAGUUGGUAAAGCAACUGCAGUGAGAUUUCCUAAAUCAGCCAAAGAAGAGAACACAAGAAAACAGACUUCUGGUCUAACCUCUGUGCCAAAGUCACAGCAGAGUACAUUUGGCCUGCAAUUCAAACCUUUAGCUGGCCAGUCAUCUCUCACCAUGUCGCCCUCCAUUAAAGUUGUUGAGUAAAUCAUUACAGAUAAACCCACCAUGGUCAACAGCACCAUAGAAAAAUAAAAUGAUGAAUUUCAAGUGUAGUUUGGCUUUACAUUUAGGGCAUGUAGUAUUCAAAUACAUAUAUGACUAAAGAUAAGCAACUUUUACUUGACUGCUAUUCACCAAAAGACAUGGAACAUUUUUAAUGAAACUUCCAGUACAUCUAAGUGAAUUUUUGGUCUCAUACUCCAUUUUACAAAGAUGUUCAUUUUGUUUACUAAGUCUUACAGUAAGAUUUUAUUUCAAAUAAUACAAAAUUAUAUUAAUUAUAUAAAGAAUUCACUUUUAUUAAUAUAUUUUUAAAAUGUAAAUUUUUUUGUGCUAUUUUAGUUUUAGCUUCAAAAAGUUGCAUUCAAUCUUUCUUUUUUUGGUUAAAUUAUUAUCAUUUUAAAAUUUAUUUUUAAAUAUUUAUUGCGAGUUUUAAACUUUGGCAUCACAGUUGACAUUAAUAACAUCUUUGUUAGAGAUUUGAGAAUGUCAUAAUUUGAAAGUUGUGCAUGGAAAAGUGGUUCAGAAAUUCAUUGGUUUUGUUUAGUAAAUGUUUUACCGAGGCUUUUUAAGUCUGUGAAUGUACAAGUUUUCCAUCCAGAAAAUGUUUUAGUAUGUGUAAAUGUAAUAAUCAUUAUCACAAUUUAAUUAACAACCCAGAUCAUGAGAUGUGAAAAUGAAUGCAGCUAAUUCUCCCAAAAAAGAAAUUCACCCAUUUAUCAAUUUCAUUAAAUUUUUGUAGAACAUCUAUUUAUAAUCUCGUAACAAUGCAGGUCUAUAUUUCAUUUGUAAAUAUUUAUAUUUCACACAGAACUAAGAUUUGUGAUAAUAAAACAAUAAUAUUGCUC
This is a messenger RNA of Physella acuta, 2656 nucleotides long. RefSeq names its product centrosomal protein POC5. The record is from RefSeq and is a predicted model, not a curated record. Lineage: Eukaryota; Metazoa; Mollusca; Gastropoda; Physidae.